Messenger RNA from Trichomycterus rosablanca, 3654 nucleotides. RefSeq names its product lysine (K)-specific demethylase 4B (gene kdm4b). Gene Ontology annotation, biological process: regulation of gene expression; chromatin remodeling. The coding region runs from base 120 to 3386 and encodes 1088 amino acids. Gene Ontology annotation, cellular component: chromatin; nucleus. Gene Ontology annotation, molecular function: histone H3K9 demethylase activity. Lineage: Eukaryota; Metazoa; Chordata; Actinopteri; Siluriformes; Trichomycteridae. The transcript has 22 exons. The record is from RefSeq and is a predicted model, not a curated record.
GUGAUGAACCAGAAACACUAACCGAGCCGCCGGGAUUUUGGAGAAAGAAGAAAAUAAGAAGCGAAUUCCGGAUAAAGGAGAUUAAAUUAGGAGGCAGGAGCAUCAGCUGACCUGCGACCAUGUCGGCGGAGAACCCCCCAGACGAAGCCAUGGACUGGACUCCAGCCCCAGAGGAGGGUCCAGCUCCUCCCGCGGACGCCGAUCCGGCGCCGCACCCGACCCACCCCGAGGGACCCGAACACGCUCCCGCCCCACCCCGGGACGCGAACUCCGUCUUUAAGAUCAUGACCUUCAGACCCACGAUGGAGGAGUUCAGCGAUUUCGCGAAGUACAUCGCGUACAUGGAAGCGCAGGGAGCUCACCGCGCAGGGCUAGCCAAGGUGAUUCCUCCUAAAGAGUGGAAGCCCAGGCGUUCGUACGAGACCAUCGAGGAAAUGGUCAUCCCCGCACCCAUCAUGCAGGUGGUCACCGGCCAGUCUGGUCUUUUCACCCAGUACAACAUUCAGAAGAAGUCCAUGACCGUCGGAGAGUACCGCAAACUGGCCAACAGCAAACGCUACUGCACCCCUCAGCAUAAGGACUUCGACGACCUGGAGAGAAAAUACUGGAAGAAUCUGACGUUCGUGUCUCCCAUCUACGGUGCCGAUAUCAGCGGGUCUCUCUACGAUCCGGACGUGACGGAGUGGAACAUCGGCCAUCUGAACACUCUGCUGGACAUGGUGGAGCAGGAGUGCGGGAUUGUGAUCGAGGGCGUGAACACCCCCUACCUCUACUUUGGCAUGUGGAAGACCACGUUCGCCUGGCACACGGAGGACAUGGACCUCUACAGCAUCAACUACCUGCACUUCGGGCAGCCCAAGUCCUGGUACGCCAUUCCUCCCGAACACGGCAAGAGGCUGGAACGACUCGCUAAAGGAUUUUUCCCCGGCUCCUCUCAGGGCUGCGACGCUUUCCUUCGCCACAAGAUGACCCUGAUCUCUCCCUCCAUCCUGAAGAAGUACAGCAUUCCCUUCGACAGGAUCACGCAGGAAGCCGGAGAGUUCAUGAUCACCUUCCCGUACGGGUACCACGCCGGCUUCAACCACGGCUUCAACUGCGCCGAGUCCACCAACUUCGCCACGCUGCGCUGGAUCGACUACGGCAAAAUGGCCACGCAGUGCACGUGCCGUAAAGACAUGGUGAAGAUUUCCAUGGACGUGUUCGUGCGAUGCCUGCAGCCCGAUCGGUACGACCUGUGGAAGCAGGGCAAGGACGUGUCCGCCCUGGACCACCUGAAACCCACCGUGCUCACCAGCCCCGAACUGGAAGACUGGAGGAAGAACCGCGUCACCUUCAAGGAGAAAAUUCUCCGCAGAGCUCAACAGAAGAUCAAGCAGGUGCGCAGGCUCAAACCCGAGGAGCUGAAGCUGCUGGCCGAGAAGGGCGUCGAGCUGGACCUGGCCGACUACCAGAAGCGCGUGGAGGAGAAGGAGGCCCUGAGGAAGCAGCUGAGGGAGGAGAAGAUGACCCGAGAGGCCAUGCUCACUCUGGAGGCCCUGGAGAGAGAGGAGCAGGAGGCGGCGCUCAAAGAAGGAGCGUCCCAGCAGUCCGAGCCGAAGCCCGAGCAGAGCGGCGGGCCGGAGGAAGAACAGCAGAAGAAGAAGAAAAAGAAGAAGCCCAGUUCGCCCGAUCAGGUCGGGUUCCAGGAGGCCUUCGAACACUUCGCCCUGUCGAAGGAGAGCGAGACGCAGGGUAACAGAGUCGACGGAUCGGAUCCAGCCGUGCAGAAUAACUCCUACCCGAAGAUGAAGAUGAAGGUGGAGGUGAAGAAGAGUCGCAGGCAUCCGUUCAGCAAGCCGCCCAUGCAGACGCCCACCUUCGUGGUCAAACCUGAGGCCUCCAGCGAUGAGGAGCUGUACUCGGGGCUGCCGGCUGAGGGCGCCGUCGAGCGGGAGGUGAAGAAGGAGGACUGUCACCUGUGGCAAAGUCGCUCUCCUGAUUUCAUGGCGGAGAAGCAGUUCAACGCUGCCAUGUCCACACUGGAUCCACACUGCGCCGUGUGCACGCUCUUCUGCCCGUUCACACAGCCUCAGAAAGAUCCUCCCGUAUCUGACGGCGGUUCUGUAAGUCGCUGUGGUGAGCGGACUCGCCUCAUCGUACCCGAGAUGUGCUUCAGCGCGGGCGUGGCCAACACCGAGCCGCUUCCCUCCAGCUCUGAGACCAGCACCCUGCUCUGCUGCUCCUGCUGCAGCCUACAGGUCCACGCCAAUUGCUACGGUGUGAAGCCUGACAUGAAGCAGGAGAACUGGAUGUGCUCUCGCUGUACUGCAACGGCCUGGACAGCGGCCUGCUGCUUGUGUAAUCUCCGCGGAGGUGCUCUGAAGACGACCACAGACAACAGGUGGGUUCACGUGAUCUGUGCCAUCGCGGUGGCCGAGGCUCGCUUCGUUAACCCCGUGGAGAGAGAACCGGUCGACGUGUCGGCCAUCCCAGACACCAGGAAGAGUCUGAAGUGCAUCUACUGCCACAAGACGAUGAAGCAGAUCUGCGGUGCGUGCAUCCAGUGCUCCUACGAGAACUGCUCCACCUCCUUCCACGUCACCUGCGCCCACCUGGCGGGCGUGGUCAUGAAGCCCGCCGACUGGCCGUACGUCGUCUCCGUCACCUGUCACAAGCACAGGCAGACCGGCGGCGUGAGCAAGGUGAAGGUGAGCUCGCGGGACCUGGCGCUGGGUCAGGAGGCCAUCGGGCGGAGCAGCAACGGCUGGUUCUACCGCUGCACCAUCGUCGGCAUCUCCUCGCAGACCUUCUACGAGGUCAACUUCGACGACGGCUCCUACUGCGAUAACGUCUACCCCGAGAACAUCGUGAGUCACGACUGUUUGCGUAACGGUCCUCCUGAGCUGGGCGAGCUGAUGGUCGUAAACACGAUAGAUGGUCGCGUCCUGAACGCCUCCUUCGUCAGGGAGCACACUCACAAAUUUUACCAGGUGGAGUUUCAGGACGAGACCCAGCUUCUGCUGAAGCAGAGCGAGAUCCAUUCCCUUUAUCAGGAACUUCCCAAGAGGGUUCAGUCCCGGCUGGUGACGGAGAACAGCGGUCACCCUCAGGAUCAGUCGUGCGAGGAGCCCCAGGCCGCCAAGCGUCUGCGCUUUACUCCCUCCCCUCCUGCAGCGCCGGAGCCCCUGGACGCUCCACUCCUGCUCCCAGCAUGCCCCAGUCUGUCCCCGUACACGAACCUCAGUGUUAGCUCCGCCAGCGCAGCGCCCUGCCUGUCCGCUCAGUCGGGCCCCGGCGCAGACGAGCCCUUCACGCACAGCUCCAGCUACAUCGCCUACAUGGAGUCGCUCCUCAACUCGGACUUCCCCCCGGAGGACGGCGGGCAGGGGCGGGUGUCCAUGUAUUAGCCUCGCCGUCUACACGGACUCGCGGGGGAGUACGCCGCAUGCUCAUGUACCUCUCCCCCCCUCGUGUGCUUUUCGGUAUCGCAUUAAUUCUCGCGCAGGGGAGGGCGGACCCGUUUCCAGCCUGAACGACGUGCAGGAUACUUUAUACAGAACCAAACGGACCCAGUGUGUAAUAUUUUUCUAAGUCGAGCCAGAACACACCACAGUUUAUCUGCAAUCUGUUUGUGUACAGUUCUUUUUUUUUUCCUCUCUCGGUGUCCGACUAUGG